This is a messenger RNA of Cajanus cajan (pigeon pea), 1536 nucleotides long. RefSeq names its product chloroplast processing peptidase. Gene Ontology annotation, molecular function: serine-type endopeptidase activity. Gene Ontology annotation, biological process: thylakoid membrane organization. Gene Ontology annotation, cellular component: chloroplast thylakoid membrane. Lineage: Eukaryota; Viridiplantae; Streptophyta; Magnoliopsida; Fabales; Fabaceae. The record is from RefSeq and is a predicted model, not a curated record.
CUUGUCGUGGAAACUUAGUCAGUAAGUAUCAAGAACUCCACUAUUACAUAUCUCUCUCUCACUAGACCCAAACUGGGGGUUCUUUCACGGAGAUCAUAACAUAACUCACUUAUAAUCUCACAUCGCUUCAACUCAAUUUAGUAAUCGUCUGAUUUCGCUAGUUUCAGUCAAGAGUGAAAAUUCAUUUCACGCUCUGCAGCUCUUUGAACUCCUGGUUCUUCUUUGCAUCAUGAGCUUCUUGAGGCCUUCUGCAUUGUACAACUUUCUGAUCAGUUACCCUGCACUGCGAUGGAUGCCAUGUCAGAGUUGGGGUUUCCUCCGAUGGCCGGGUCUCGACGGUUUCUUCAGGCUUUUCGUGGUUGCGCUUCUCUGGUCCACGUUCUCUGAGCUUCGCUACAUACCCUCAUCUUCCAUGUACCCCACCCUUCGUGUCGGCGAUCGGAUUAUUGUGGAAAAGGCUUUAUAUUACAUCAGGAGUCCUGCUAUACAUGAUAUUGUAACGUUUAAGGAUCCAACACAGCACUCUGGAGAAAACACAGAUGCUGUUUUUAUUAAGAGAAUUGUUGCAAAAGCAGGAGACACUGUUGAGGUUCAUCAUGGGGCACUCUACAUCAAUGGUAUUGCUCAGCAGGAAGAUUUCAUAGCAGGGUCACCAACAUACACAACGCAAUUAACUUAUGUGCCCAAUGGCCAUGUUUACGUGUUGGGGGAUAAUCGUAACAAUAGUUAUGAUUCCCAUGUGUGGGGACCGCUUCCUAUUAAGAACAUAGCUGGAAGAUAUGUCACGUGUUAUCAUAGACCAACAAACAUUUGACCCGACAAAUAUCAAUGAGAUGCAGGGAAGGAACUGGUGUUCUUUUCUAUGGUCUGACCAAUGAGACGGUAACGGUAUACUAGGGAUGUGAUUUCCAUGAAGAGUUCCCUCCAGCUGUUCCAUAAAUGAUGCACAUGUUUUGGCCACUCUUUAUGGGAUUGGAUUCUCAUACGCAUUUCCUCGUUCAGAGCAUGAAAUAAAUCUACUGAAAAAAAAAUAUCAUGUGAUUUAUGCAGGGAUCACUGUUAGUUGAGUAACGAUGCAUGCCAUUUGCCAAGUAAUAUUCGUAUGGGUGUCUAAGUUUCUUUAAAACAUUAUUUGGUAAUAUCUAGUGUAAGUUACGGUCAAGGAAAAGUGUGAAAACUGAAAUACUUUAUCUUGUUCGUGCUUUUAAGUCCUGUUUCUGACGAGGCAAAAGCAGGAGGCAGCGUCUGGUGGCUUCCCAAUACGGCCUUUAGCAUGUUUUAGGUCACUAAGCUUGAUAUCUUGCCUACCAAUAUCCCUCCAUUUUGUUACAGUUGGAAAUACUUGUUUUCUUUUUCCUUGCAUGAGUUUGCUUCCAAAAACUAGAGGACAACUUGAAAUGAAAAGUAUUGGUAGUUGGUUUUGUUGUCUAAAUUGGGAGACAGCCUGGUUAGUAACUUGGAUGGCUGAUGGUUCCAUUAACCAUUUACAGUAUUAUACACAAGAUUUAUCCUAGAAAUUUCAUAGUUUUUGCUGGA